Molecule: messenger RNA, 1319 nt
Organism: Misgurnus anguillicaudatus (oriental weatherfish)
Lineage: Eukaryota; Metazoa; Chordata; Actinopteri; Cypriniformes; Cobitidae
Gene: cmklr1
Product: chemokine-like receptor 1
Biological process (GO): phospholipase C-activating G protein-coupled receptor signaling pathway; complement receptor mediated signaling pathway; inflammatory response
Cellular component (GO): plasma membrane
Molecular function (GO): G protein-coupled receptor activity; complement receptor activity
Source: RefSeq, a predicted model, not a curated record
UCAUGCACAAAAUUGCUCAAGAGGGGGAGUAGCUAUGUCACCUUUACGAAGUUAUAAAGGCAAUCUGUUAUCUGUACUGGAUCAGUAUUGUCCUAGUUAUGCUGGAUACACUGCUUUUACACUGAGGAGAUCAACGUGAAUCACAAUGGAUUCCAAUUUCGACUUCAAUUAUGAAGAAAUUGAUGACUACAGCUAUGACAAUAACAGCAUCAAUAAUAAUUCAUUAACUGAGGAGAUUUCUUUUAAAGUCCACACUACAUGUUUCACUGAGGUUAUGUGCCUGUUGUUGCUGGUGGUCAACGUGAUUAUCUUUUUGCUGGGCAUUGGAGGAAAUGGCGUGGUUAUCUGGAUUGCGGGUUUCAGAAUGAAGAAGUCAGUCAAUACCACCUGGUACCUGAGUUUGGCUGUUUCUGACUUUAUAUUUUGCUCCUUUUUGCCUUUCAACAUCGCAUACAGCGUAACUUCAGACUGGAUCUUUGGUCUCUUCAUGUGUAAGUUCACGUCCUUCGUCAUGUUCCUCAACAUGUUCAGCAGCAUCUUCCUCCUCGUCAUCAUCAGCGUGGAUCGGUGCGUAGCUGUAAUAUUUCCUGUUUGGGCCCAAAAUCACCGUAGUGUCGGAAAAGCAUCGUUCAUAAUUGUGCUCGCGUGGUUUGUCUCUGCGGCCUUAAGUGUUCCAUCAAUCGUAUAUCGCGAUGUCCAGCAUCACUUGGGUAUAGGCCGAUGUAUGAACAACUACACGUCCAGCCCGUACACCCACGAAAUCAUUGCUAUGAGUCGAUUUGUUUUUGGAUUUGUGAUUCCAUUCCUUCUCAUCAUCGUCUGUUACACCGUCAUCAUUCUCCGACUCAAAGCUUCCCAAAUAGCAAAGUCCAGCAAACCGUUUAAAAUUAUGACGUCACUCAUCGUCACCUUCUUCCUGUGCUGGGCCCCGUACCACGCGUUUGUGCUCAUUGAACUUUACAAAAGCUUCCUUUCUAAUGACAUCAAAACUAACGGCUUGAGAAUUGGAACCACGGUCGCUGCCGCAAACAGCUUUCUAAACCCUGUCUUGUAUGUAUUCAUGGGAAGUGAUUUCAGGAAGAAAUUCAAGAGCUCCGUUUUCUCGAAGAUUGAGAAUGCUAUUGGAGAAGAAGGACGAACGAUGAGCCGCUACCUGUCUCGCUCAAGCUCGGUAGAUGCCAAGGCAUCCACGCAUAUCUGAAGUGUAACUGAUCAUGCAUAUAUGUACAAGAAUAAUAGUAUAACAGAAAGUAUUGUAUUACUUGCUAAUGUAAGAUGGACUGUCUGGCUCGCUAUAAUGUAAAUAUAUUUUUAUGCAA